Molecule: messenger RNA, 2211 nt
Organism: Didymodactylos carnosus
Lineage: Eukaryota; Metazoa; Rotifera; Eurotatoria; Philodinida; Philodinidae
Source: the annotation of a GenBank genome assembly
AUGAAUCCGGGUGAUUCACAUCUUGCUCAUGGAAUAGGUUAUAUAAGACGUUUUGCUAUUCGUGAACAGUUGUACAAAGCGAUAGAUGCCAAGUCUUACGGAAUCAUCGAAUUUCCAGAUAAUAGAUAUAAAAAAGCGCAAUUUAUUCGUGUUGCACCGGAUACUUCGAUUGACCAUAUUAAACAUUUAUUAUUUAAUGUUUGGAGUGAUACACAGCCCAGUCUCGUUAUUUCCAUUACAGGCGGUGCAAAAAAGUAUAAAAUGCCUCCAAGAAUGGUCAAAGCUUUUCGACAAGGUUUAUUGAAGGUGGCUAGUUCAACAGGUGCAUGGAUUAUAACUGGUGGACUGAAUACAGGUAUCAUGAAAUUAAUUGGUGAGAUAGUACGGGUGAAGCCUGUCAGUAAGCUCAAAUCGAGACCAAUUAAUUUAAUCGGAAUUGCGACAUGGGGUUGUGUUGCUGGUGCUACUGAUCGUUUAGUUGUACAAGGUGAAGUUGUUCGAUAUCCAAAACAACGUGAAGAAGUACAAGGAGAAGCUUCACUAGAACCGAAUCACACCAAUUUCUUGUUGAUUGAUGAUGGUCUAAUUCAUAAAUAUGGUGGUGAAAUACAGUUUCGUGCAAGAUUAGAAAAGGCGAUUAGUGCAACGGGAAAUCGACAAUUACACCAAUUACCAUCAUUCUCAGAACGAACAGAACCAUUAGUUCUAUUAGAAGCGAAAUCGACUCCAGUGCCCGUUGUUUUACUUGUUAUUGAAGGAGGACCGAACACAAUCAGGACGGUCCAUGAGGCCGUUGUUCAAAAUAGUAUACCGGCUGUUCUAUUUGACGGAACCGGACGUUGUUGCAAUUUUUUUGGUAAAGUUUAUCGUAAAUAUUUGGAAUAUAAAGAUCAGUUAAUACCGCCUAAAAAUGCGACACAAAGUGAGAAUAUUACGACAACUAAACCGAUAACUGAAGAAGAAGUCAAACAGAUUCUUCGUGCAGAAGUUGCAGAAGACAUAAAAAAAUUUCGAGGAAAAGACAACUUAGACCAAACAGAUUAUUUUCAAAUGGUUUACGAAUGUAUUCACAAAAAAUUUAAAUUGCUAACAAUAAUUGGAUUUAAUCUUGACGAUUUAACCGAACCAGAUAUCGAUUUAGUUAUAUUGAAGGCAUUAUUAAUUGCAUCAAAUAUCGAGUAUCAUGCCGAGUCGGAAGAUGGGACUAAGUCAGCUUGUUAUUUCCGACGUAAACUUGAACAAUUGCAAUUAGCUCUUGACUGGGAUCGAGUGGAUAUCGCCAAAACUUAUAUAAUGACUGACAAAGAAGAUUGGGCGGAAAUUGAUUUAAAUAAGUUAUUUAUCACGGCAUUAGAACGUAAUCAAGUAAAUUUUAUCAAAUUAUUUCUUGAACAUGAUUUUUCAUUAACAAGUUUAUUUGAAAAUUACGAUAAAUUAUCAGUUCUGUACCGAAUGUUGGAUUCAUCGCCGCAUACUUCUAGUUACUAUCGUUCAUUAGACAUACAUCUGGAUGAUAAUACAGAUGGAAAUAUUGGAGCGAAUGAUACAUUGUAUUAUAUUUAUAGACGAUAUAUAAAACCGCUAAUCGGAGACUUUUUUGAAAUUGAUGCUGUGUUAGGGACAACGACAUUUGAGGAUAAUACUUCCAGUAAUAAUCCGUCACGACAGAACUCAGAGGCAUUCAUCGAAGAUAUGGAUAUUGAUAAAUUAUUAUUGUUUUGGGCUGUAUUGACUAAUAAACAGGAUUGUGCUCUAUUAUUUUGGUCGCGAACUAAAAAUAAAAUUUGCGCCGCACUCACAGCUAAUUUACUUUACACAAAAAUUAUAGCAAAUAAAAGAUUUCAAUAUGAUAAAGGAUUAUGUCAAGAAAGAGCACAUGAAUUUGAACAAUUGGCUAUUAAUCUGUUAAAUUUACUCUAUAAAUAUCACAAACGUGAAUGCACUUAUUCAAUUGUUAGACAAAUACCAUCGUAUGGAAAUUGUACUUGGCUAUCAAUAGCAGCAGAAGCAAAUGCUAAAAAUUUUAUAGCGCAUAGAGCAGUUCAAGAUGUACUCAAAAAUAUAUGGUAUGGCUAUAUUCAUGAAGAAACGUCCGAUACAAUGAUUGUUUUGUCAUCGUUUAUACCAUUGCUUAGUGGUUUUAUAAACUAUCAAACUUCACUUAUUUAUGUUGAUGCUGAUCAAGCUGUUAGUGACGAAGUAAAAUAUUAG